This is a messenger RNA of Choloepus didactylus (southern two-toed sloth), 3370 nucleotides long. It is a transcript of the gene LRP11, whose product is annotated as LDL receptor related protein 11. Lineage: Eukaryota; Metazoa; Chordata; Mammalia; Pilosa; Megalonychidae. The coding region runs from base 296 to 1588 and encodes 430 amino acids. The transcript has 6 exons. The record is from RefSeq and is a predicted model, not a curated record.
GUCCCGAGGAGGGAGGGCAGGCGGCGCCGCGGGGAGCGGAGGCGGGCCCCGGCGGGACUCGCGGCGCCCCCGCUACGCCAAGGCCGCUCCUCGCUCCCGGUGUCUGGUUCUCACCGGGUCUGGUCCGCGCCGAGGCCGGCUCGCCGCCACCGGUGUCCAGGAAAAGGCGCGGGGCCUACAAUGCCGCCGGGUCCCUGGGGCGCCGCGCCCUGAGCGCCCGGCCGGGGUCGCGCCGAAGGCCCCCGCGCUCCCGCCGCCCCGCUCUCCCAGCAACUCGGGCUCGCUCGGCGCCGCCAUGGCCUCCGCGACCCGGGGGGACGCGCGCUCGGGGCGCAGGCGGCCUUCGCGGCUGCGGGCGCUGCGCGGGCUGCUGCUGCUCUGCCUGUGGCUGCCGCGCGGACGCGGGGUCGGGCCGCCGUCGCUACUGCGCGGAGAGCGGGGGCCGCGAGGCGCCGCCGAGGGCUGUCCUGGCGGGGACGGCGGUGGUUACCGCGCCCUCCCCGGCGCCAUCAUCCGCCCCAAGGCCUCCCUGGCGGCAGGGGCGCGCUUCCUGCGGGCGCCGACGGGCGUGCGGGACGGGCGCCAGUGCGCGGCGGCCUGCUGCUCGGAGCCGCGCUGCUCGCUGGCGGUGCUCAGGCUGCCCAGGCCCCCCGCCGCCGCGCUCGGCUGCUACCUCUUCGACUGCACUGCCCGCGGCCGCAGCGUCUGCACCUUCGCCCCGCAUCGCGGCUACACCAGCUACAGCCUCCGCCGCGCCGCACCGGGCGGCCUGGAGCACCCGCACCCAGACGCCUCCGCCCCGGGCUUGCUGCCGCUGGAAAAUGAUGAGCCUCCACUUAGCCAGGCUGGGCAGGAUGUGGUUGUGCACCUGCCUGCAGACGGGAUGAUCCUGGACGGCCACACAAGCUCAGAUGACCACGCCAUAGUCCAGUACAAGUGGACGCUGCUGCAGGGCGACCCCUCUGUGGACAUGGAGGUGCCUGGGUCGGGAAAGCUGAAGCUGCCCCACCUGCGAGAAGGCGCCUACACCUUCCAGCUGACGGUGACCGACGCGGCCCUGCAGAGAAGCUCCGACAACGUCCCGGUGACCGUGCUGCCCGCGGCCGGCUCUGCGCCAGUGGGCAGGAACCGGAAGACGGAGACUGAUGCGCCAGCUAAUCCCACCCAGCCAAAGAUCGGAGGCCCAAGUGAAGAUGCGGUGCGGGAUGCCUUGUUGGGUAAAGCCCAGAAAGCCCCAGCCACCAAUCAGCCAUCUGCAUUGUCAGCCCCAGAGAAGAUGAAUCCUUCCGCUUUUUGGACACCAGAGAGCCAGAUGGGUCCAGCAAUGCCAGAUAGUCGCUCCUCAGGGAAGAACAGAAAAGAGGAAAACUCUAUUUUUAAGUCAAAGAAUGAUCGAGGAGGAGUGGAACACCCAUCCCCAGAAACAGGUAAAGGUGCAGUGCUUCCACUGGCUUUAGGCAUGGCCAUCACUGCUUUGCUACUUCUCAUGGUUGCCUGCAGACUACGACUGGUGAAACAGAAACUUAAGAAAGCUCGUCCCAUAACAUCUGAGGAAUCGGACUACCUCAUAAAUGGGAUGUAUCUCUAAUAAAUGGGGGCAAGCUCGGGGGGAAGCACAUGUUCCAAUUACACUUUAUCAGGUUGUGGAAAUUUACCACCUCUUUUGUUUCUAAUUGUACUAAGGAAACUACUGAAAAUCCAGAAGAUUCUGCAAAUCCUAAACUUUUGUUUUUAUUAUUUAUUGUGGAGGGAUUUUUUGUGUAUGAGAAGUAUGUGAAAUAUUUUGAAAUAUAGAGAGGAGUCCACAUCUAUAAAGACAUUUACAAAUCUCAUUCUGAUUUACAGAACUGUCCUGAAAGUUGAAAUUUGUAGUAAGCCAAGGCAGAAAAUUCCAUCUCUCAAGAGGUGGCCUUAGGAUGGCAGUGUUAACCCUUUGCUUUUAGAAGCCAACCAUUGGCCUAGGGCAAACUCGAACCCUUCAUGCACAGUGUCCCCUCAUUCAGUAGCCCUCCUAGUCCCCACCUGAAGCCACCACUGCUCUCCUUUCUCUUCUCCCUUUCAGAACCUCCUGGGAAUGGAUCUCAAGUGAGCUUAUACCUCGUAUGAGAUGUUCUCUGUUGCAGGAAUGUCUGAAUUACAAACCUUAGGAGCAAAUCGAUGAGGCCUCAGGGAAGAUAAACAUGGGUUGUUCCCAGUGCCGCUGGCAUCAUGUCAUUGCGAUGCCUUGUUAAGCUGAACUUUGGGAGAAGAAACUCAAACCGUGCAUUACAAAUGGCUCUAAGAUGGUCUUGAAGUGAGAUGGGGAAGCAGGGAACCUGGCAGGCCAAAAGUUUUAACAGAAAAUGACCUGAGGCAAAGUGAGCAAGGAAGACGAUUGGUACUUUCCUGUAUUUAUUCAACACUGCUUCAUGGUCCAGAACACUGCAGCUUGUUCCUAUAACCGCUGGUUUUCAAACUCAGUCAUUGUUUGAUGGAAGAGAAAAAUGCAUUCAAACAGAAAAGCAGAACACUGAGUGGAUUUCUGGGUACAACUUCUGUAAAAGUGUCACCCAUGUUUAGGUAUCAGCAAGUUCUCUUGUCCAAUUUGGAAGGAGCCAGAAUUUUCCAUUAUUUUUAAUGCUAUUAAAUAAAAUGUUACCAUGUGGAAUCAGCUAAUGCCAGGCUUAUGGUUUCUGGAGCAUAAAGUGAUUUUGCACAAAUUCAUCUUUACAGAAAACCAGCAUCUAGCAUAGCAUCUUUCCCCCUUUAAUCUCUAGGAUUUUAAAAACAAAUUAUUCCCAUCAUCAUUUAAUAUGAGGAGUCUAUGCAGUCUAGAAAUGAGUCUCCUGAGAGAUAUUUAUAGUGUGGUGCUUGUCUACACUCACAUGAUGUUCAUAGUUACAUAAUUUUUUUUACCAUGCCUGGCAAAUCUUAUUAAAAACUUGAAAAACAUUAGAGUGUAGAACAUAUUAUCUUCAGAUUAAAUGCGAAGUAAAGCUAUUCAUUUAGCAAUUUGGAUGGGGAUAAUAACAUAUCACAAUACAUUAAUAAAUGGAAAUGUUACUUGUAGAAAACAAAGAAGUAUCUAGCUGUUUCCUGAGAAACUCAAGCAUUUUGUUGAAUGUUUAGAGUUGAGCAAAGAUUUAAAUUUCUCAAGAGCAGUUUGGAGAAAUUGUGUGAAUGAGCUUAAGACGUGUGUACUCUCUCUCUAAGGCUGUACAGUUUUUUUAUAGAGAAGGUUGUCACCUACAGACACACCUAAUAAAAUAAAAACUGAUGAGGCAUGUGUUUUUCAGCACCGCAUCUUUUAUACAUGAAGAGAUACUUGAGAAAAGAUGUCCAGUGUCUAUGUAAACAAUGUUCCUUUAAUAAAUUGCAUUUUAUUCUUAAA